CUUGAAAAAUGCGGUUAAGUUAUCAGAACUUAAAAGCUUAGUUGAUUUGCUGAAUACCCUUUGAAGGAUGAGGGGGUUGGUGAUAUUUUUGACAAGAACUUGAUGUUGUUUGCUUAGAUUAGAAGUUAUCAUUGUUUGAGUGUGUGCAUAUGAAUUUGAUGAUGUUUGUUGCGUGUAUUUAGUUUUUUCUCUCUUUUUCUUUUUGCUUUUGGGUAUAUCACUGUUUUGGAGUUUAGUCUAUUUGGGAUAAUGUGGAGUUAUUGCAGAUAAAGUAGUACGUCUUUAUCUGUUUAAGAGUAGCGUGGAAGAGUCUUGGUCUUUUGAGGGUCUAUCUGAAGUCAGCACACCGUUUACGGAGAAGUUGUUUCUUCUUCAUUGAAGCUGCCUUUCUCUUUUAUAGCCUGUUUAAUUGAUUUUCACACUUCAUUUUCUUAUGCACAGUCAGUAUACGAUUUUGUUGCAUUUGUGAAUUCAGGUCACUUGUGUAGAAUUGGGGCUUCCUUGGUGAUUUGGUGCUUCCGUGAUUCACUCUGUGUUGGAGUUAACCAGGGUUGUGCUAUUUGAAGAGUUCUUGAUUUUUUUUUUCGAUAAAUUGACUUGAUGGGAAACAAAAGCUCGAGCUCUAGGGAUGGAGGGAGUUGGAGGCAACCUUCAACAACUCGUUCUACUUCGUCCUCUGGGUGGCAGCAUGAUUAUGCGCAAUCAUCAUUUUCGCAGUACGCCCAAAAUUAUCCCGUACAGCAUCCUUAUCCGGCAGAAUAUCCACCACAAGAUCAAUAUUAUGCUCCCCCUCAAGAUCAAUACUACGCUCCUCCUCAAGAUUAUGAGACUCCAUCUGUAUCGCAUGCACCCACCCAAUAUAAUGCGCCUCCACCUCAAGCGCAUGCACCGCAAAAGAAGCUUGAUAGGAGGUAUUCAAGGAUUGCGGACAACUAUAGGUCAUUAGAGGAGGUGACUGAAGCUCUUGCACGUGCUGGUCUUGAGUCUUCCAACCUAAUUAUUGGGAUUGAUUUUACUAAGAGCAAUGAAUGGACAGGCAAGAGGUCGUACAAUGGUCGAAGCUUACAUCACAUUGGAAGUGGUCUGAAUCCCUAUGAACAAGCAAUAACAAUUAUUGGGAAAACCUUGGCCGCUUUUGAUGAUGAUAACUUGAUCCCGUGUUUUGGAUUUGGAGAUGCAUCCACCCAUGAUCAAGAUGUCUUCAGUUUCUACCCUGAUGAGAGAUUUUGCAAUGGAUUUGAGGAAGUUUUGAGCCGAUACAGAGAACUUGUUCCCAACCUAAAACUGGCAGGACCAACAUCAUUUGCACCAAUAAUUGAAAUGGCUAUGACUGUUGUUGAGCAGAGUGGAGGCCAGUACCAUGUUUUAUUGAUUAUUGCAGAUGGACAGGUUACGAGAAGUGUUGAUACCGAGUUUGGUCACUUAAGCCCUCAGGAGCAGAAAACUGUUCAAGCAAUUGUUGAAGCAAGCAAGUUGCCUUUAUCCAUUAUUUUGGUUGGGGUGGGAGACGGCCCUUGGGACAUGAUGAAGGAAUUUGAUGACAACAUCCCUGCACGAGACUUCGAUAAUUUCCAGUUUGUUAAUUUCACAGAGAUUAUGGCUAAAAAUGUGCACCAAACUCGAAAAGAAACUGAGUUUGCUCUUUCAGCAUUGAUGGAAAUUCCAUCUCAAUAUAAAGCAACUAUGGAGCUUAAUUUGUUGGGUGGACGGAAAGGAAAUAUUCCUGAGAGGGUUCCUCUUCCUCCUCCUGUCUAUGGGGGUGCAUUUGGCAUCAGUGCAAAACCCUCGCGCACAAAUACGUUUCAGCACAGCUCAAGUUCGUACUACGAGCACAAUGUUUCUGCUGAUGCGGCUCCUUCUGCUCCAAGUUCUACUUAUGAACACCAGAUAUGUCCCAUUUGCCUUAGUAGUCCCAAAGACAUGGCUUUUGGUUGUGGCCACCAGACAUGUUGUGAGUGUGGUCGAGAACUUCAGCUUUGUCCAAUUUGCCGGAGUCCCAUUGAGACGAGAAUAAAGCUCUACUAAGUAGCCUCAUCCGGACUUCAUUGGUACUAACCCCACCACCAAAUUCUUUACAUUAGUUCUUGAUGCAGAACGAAGCUUCUGUUUUUUUUUAUUUUUAAUGGUCCGGACUCUGUACAGAACGAAGUCAUAUAACCUUUUUGUACAUGAUUUGGUUGCCAUAUUGAUUCUAUUCUGCCCCAGCUCGAACAAGUUGAUGAAAUCAGACUGAAAACGCGGUUCACUGUUGAUAAAGUGGACAGUAAUGGAAAUUGAUUCUGUUGGCAGAUUUACUGAUGUGAAUGUUAUGAAAUUGCGACGGUGCAGUUGUUUCAAUUUGCUCUUUCUUACUGUGAGUUUUUAAAGUCGUCAUUUAUCAUGAUGCUACAUUAUCCAAGUGUAGCUUGCUCAGGCAGCCAGCAACUACUUGGACCUAACAGGAAUGUAAAUUCACACAGUUUUGUUUAUGGUGAGUACCUACCAUUCACCAAGAAUUGUGAAUCAGUAAAUACAGGGGCAAGUACUGCAAUGUAUCAGAUAUCACACACUCACCUACCAAUCUCACAAUCAACUAAAGCAGAUUGCAUGUAUGCACACAAGGGCUGUAUAAACAGCCCAUCUUCUUUCUUGAUCUCAUUCUCUUCAAGGGCAAUGGCCUCAAGUGCCAAAAUACCCUACCAGAGAAUACUGAGACAACAGACGACAACGGUAUUGGAGAGCCGCUGAUUAGGAGUAAAGUUGCCAAAGAAAAGCAGGCCCGGUGAACAUUGCAUGGGCUGAGAUUUGCAGAAGAUUCAAGGAAAGGUUAUCUUUCUGCUCGGAUCUCUCUCUUCUUGCAGCAGCUCACUCCACCAAAUCAGUUCAAAUCUGCACAAAGUGUGAUCUCUUCUGUGGUUCAUUAUGGGUAUUCUGUUUGAUCCUAGGUUGGUUCUUCUUUUGUAACCGUCUUUGAUUUCAGAAUGUUUGCAGCUUGUAAGGAACCAAGGAUGGACUGGUUGCAUUAUACUAUCAUGCGAUCAUACCGAGAAAUUGUUGGUUUUGUUAUCAAAUUUAUUAUUUAGACAUAAUUUUUAUUUCA
Molecule: messenger RNA, 3079 nt
Organism: Sesamum indicum (sesame)
Lineage: Eukaryota; Viridiplantae; Streptophyta; Magnoliopsida; Lamiales; Pedaliaceae
Product: E3 ubiquitin-protein ligase RGLG2
Biological process (GO): protein ubiquitination
Cellular component (GO): nucleus
Molecular function (GO): ubiquitin-protein transferase activity
Source: RefSeq, a predicted model, not a curated record